UCACUCAUCAGGGACUUGCCUGAUGUCGCUUGUGUUUUCCUUAUCGACGACCGAUUUCGGCUUUGAUCUGAGACAGACGGCGGGCGGGCGGAGAUAACGCGCCCGGCUGGUGAGGGGAUGCUGCUCCGCACGCUAUCUCGAGCGGAGUAGGAGCUCCAAUGUAAAUGCUAGAUGGCUGGUUGGUCCCAGUCUUCCCGGUCCCUAGCUCGGGAGGAUUGCUGCGGCAUUAAUAUCAGGAUUCCCAGCUGGCUAGCGGCGCUGGGAUCUUCGUUGUGAGGCCAAGAAUUGGCCCAUGCAGCGUUGAGCAGUAUAGACAGCCCCGCCUCCGGCAUCUCCACCCGUAGUACCAUGGAACCAAAAUAUUUCAAGCAGGGUCGAUCACUUCACCAUCCCAUAUAUCGUCACCCCUCUUCCAGACAGGGAGUUCCUAAUUCCACCUACCACCAUGCCUCCUCUACGAACAAAAGCUCUCAUCAACGUCGACCUUGGCGAAGGCUACGGAAACUUCAAAUGCGGCCCCGACGAUGAACUGAUACCCCUCAUCGACCAGGCCAACGUGGCCUGCGGUUUCCAUGCCGGCGACCCCCUCAUUAUGAUGGAAACCGUUGCCAUGUGCAAGAAGCACGGAAUUACCGUUGGCGCACACCCUGGUCUCCCAGACGUCCAAGGAUUUGGCCGGAGGGAGAUGAAGCUCACACCUGAGGAGCACACCGCCAACAUUAUCUAUCAAGUCGGUGCACUUCAAGCCUUCCUGGCUCGCGAAGACGUCCCGUUACACCACGUCAAGCCGCAUGGUGUUCUGUAUGGCAUGAUGUGUCGGGACUUGGAAGUCGCACGGGCUGUCAUAAAGGGAAUUCCUCCAGGCGUGCCUGUAGUAGGUCUUGGAGGAACAUACAUGGAGCAGGCUGCUCAGGAGCUAGGGGUUCCGUUCUGGGCCGAGCUGUUCGGAGAUGUCAAGUACCGGGCAGAUGGGACGCUGGUCAUUGAUCGGAAGAAGAAGCCCUGGAAAAUUGAGGACGUGAAGGCUCAUGUGCGACAGCAGGUCGAGGAAUCUUCAGCUACGGCAAUUGAUGGGACGAUUGUUCCGAUGGGGGUGAAGGAUUACCCUGUUACGAUCUGCUGUCAUUCAGAUUCCCCUGGGUGCUUGGAGAUUGUCAAGGCUACGAGGGAGGUGGUUGAUGAGUUCAAUAAGGCCCACGGAUUUGCUUGAGAUCGAG
Molecule: messenger RNA, 1217 nt
Organism: Aspergillus sclerotioniger CBS 115572
Lineage: Eukaryota; Fungi; Ascomycota; Eurotiomycetes; Eurotiales; Aspergillaceae
Product: lactam utilization protein lamb
Exons: 2
Coding region: 446-1210 (254 amino acids)
Biological process (GO): carbohydrate metabolic process
Source: RefSeq, a predicted model, not a curated record